AUGUCAGAAAGCACUGAUAAAUGCUUAGUGGAAAGGUGGCACCCGAAUACACAUACCUUUCACCUUCUGGUUGGUGAAUGUGCGGUAACACUGAAAGACGUUGCUAUGAUAUUUGGUCUUCCGACUGAUGGUCUUCCAGUGACAGGGAUGACUUUGAGCAGUUUUAACGGCUUAGAGGCAGAAUAUCUGCACCAAUUUGGGGUCUCACUGAGAAAGUUGGAUUGUCGAGGAAGCGGCAUAAAACUGACGUGGCUAUGGGAUUUAAAAGAAAGGUUACAGUUGACUGAUGAGAACAGUAUACAGGUGUACGUUAAGGUUCACAUCAUGUUGUUGAUCGGUACGAUCUUGUUUGGAGACAAGGCUGGGGCAUCUGUCCACUGGAAGUAUCUGCCUCUGCUCAGUAAUUUUGCUAGUAUUGGACAGUACAGUUGGGGAUCAGCAUGCCUAGCACACCUGUACAGGAGUUUAUGCAGAGCAUCACGUUUUGAUUGUAAGGAAAUAGAUGGUCCGCUGACACUUCUACUGUGUUGGGCAUGGAUGCGCCUAUCAUAUCUAGCACCGGUUCCUAGGGAACCUCGCAGUUUUUCGCUUGCAAACAGGUGGCGAAACUGGGAGCGUGGAGACCGAGUCUAUAGAUUUCUUAAGCUUGCUCAUUUUAGGAAGGCCUUGGAUGAACUUCAGGAAGGGCAGUUUGUGUGGGUUGCAUAUUCUGCUGACCGUGUUGAUCCGGAUAUAGUUCCUGGGCCGACCUUUAGAAACGCGUCUUAG
This is a messenger RNA of Arachis stenosperma, 768 nucleotides long. Its product is annotated as protein MAIN-LIKE 2-like. The transcript has 3 exons. Gene Ontology annotation, biological process: meristem maintenance; meristem development. Lineage: Eukaryota; Viridiplantae; Streptophyta; Magnoliopsida; Fabales; Fabaceae. The record is from RefSeq and is a predicted model, not a curated record. Bases 1 to 768 code for a protein of 255 amino acids.